AAGAAACUCAGCUCAGAGUGAAGGGAGGAUCGAGAAGGACAGGUCACAGAGAAGCGUUUCAUUGGAACCUCAUGAACCUCAGAGAAAGAUCCACUCUGCCCCGCGGCCCCGCCCUGCCGCUCCCGCCCGUGACCUAAACUGCUAAGGCGGGGUGCUGUCCCGCAGGAGCGCGGCCCACAGAACUCAAUCACAGCCAAUCACAGCGAGGUCCUUAGAGAGGGGCGUGGCUCGACAACUUCAGCUCCCGACUGGACCAAUCCCGACCCCGGAGGCCAGAGCUGUUUCUACCUGGGCCCAGGUGCGGUCCGCUCUGCAUCUCCCGGUGGCUCGAGUUCAGGAUGGACUGUACGCAGGAGGCCUCGGGAGGAGGCCAAGCCGAGGCUGGCUUCCCAAAGGAGCCCUUGGAAAGCCAGAUCCCCGGGCCAGCUCAGCCGCACGUCCCCGCGGAGGCGCAACAGCCUGAGAGUCCCGAAAGCAGCCCGAGCCUGGCCCGGGUCGUGAAGGAGGCAGCGGGCGCGGGCCCGGACCUUCCAGAUGAGAAGAAGCUGCCUCCCCCUCGCCCCGGGCUCCUGAGGGUACCGCCACUCAGCCUGGGUUACGGGGCCUUCCGCCGCCUGGGGUCAGCCAGCCGCGAGCCGCCGUCGCCUGGCCCCUCCUCGGCCGAAGAGCCCCGGGAGGGCGAAGCAACUGGAUGCGAGUUGGUGCCCUGGUCCACCCCUGGUGAGCAAGCGCCCGGCCCUUGGGCGCCCAUGGAACUGCAGGUGGACGUGCGCGUGAAGCCCGUGGGCGCGGCCACCGGCAGUCGCGCGCCCUCGCCCGCGCCCUCCACGCGCUUCCUCACGGUGCCGGUACCGGAGUCCCCGGCCUUCUCCCGCCGCUCUUGCACCCUGCAGCGAGCUCCGUCUCCGGGCGUCACCUUAGGCCGCUGCUCGCCGCUGGCUGCUACCCAGACCGAGCGUGACCACCACGUGGAGCGCCAGGACAGCCAGGCCGAAGGGCGCCCGGGCUCUCCAACGUGUCGCUGCCGCUGCCAGGAGCAAGGACUGGGAAAGGAGGACGCGGCGCUGCUGCAGCGUGCUGGGAUGGACGGUAAAAAACUACCCCGGGCGAUCACACUCAUAGGGCUGCCCAUGUACAUGAAAUCUCUGCGCUGGGCCCUGGCAGUCAUGGCUGUGCUCCUGGCAGUCUCCACGGUGACCAUUGUGGCCUUGGCCUCUAGAGCAGGAGCCAGGUGCCGGCCAUGCCCUCAGGACUGGAUAUGGUCCAGGGAGCACUGUUACUACCUCUCUUCAGAAGCACAGGACUGGGAGGCCAGCCAGGCGUUCUGCUUGGCCCACCAUGCUACCCUGCCCCUGCUGAGCCACACCCAGGACUUCCUGAGCAGACACCAGAUCACCAAACGCUCCUGGGUGGGGGCCCGGCGAGGCCCCCAGGGCUGGCACUGGACCGAUGGGGCCCCCUUGCCAACCCAGCUACUUCCAGAGGAGGGUGGGGACAACCCAGAUCUCAGUUGCGGGGUCCUGGAGGAAGGCCGGCUCCUGGCUCUAGACUGCAGCUCUCCCAGACCCUGGAUCUGUGCCAAGGAGACCAAGUGAUUUGGGUUUCACCUUGCCCAGCCUGUUGGGGGCCAAGCUUCAUCCUACCACCCACUCUUCCAGACCCAGAGGAAGGAGCCAAUCAACAACCACAGAUGAUUCCAGUCUGGGUUCCCUCUUGAUCCCAC
Molecule: messenger RNA, 1723 nt
Organism: Urocitellus parryii (Arctic ground squirrel)
Lineage: Eukaryota; Metazoa; Chordata; Mammalia; Rodentia; Sciuridae
Gene: Klrg2
Product: killer cell lectin like receptor G2
Source: RefSeq, a predicted model, not a curated record